Messenger RNA from Parnassius mnemosyne (clouded apollo), 951 nucleotides. Lineage: Eukaryota; Metazoa; Arthropoda; Insecta; Lepidoptera; Papilionidae. The record is from the annotation of a GenBank genome assembly.
AUGUUGUACAGCUCAGUUCCGUUCUUAAAAAUAUUUACAGCUCAAAUUUAUUUUCAGCAAGUGGCAACACCAACAGUCGUGAAGAAGAUACUACGGCUGAAACAAGAGAACCCCGGCAUGUUCGCUUGGGAGAUCAGAGAGAGGCUUCUCAGCGCAAGAGUAUGCGAGCCUCACUCCAUUCCUUCAGUUUCCUCCGUGAAUAGAAUUCUGAGGAACAGCGGGUUAGCGUGGAGUGAUGAAGAACCAAGGAGUGGACAUGAAUCAUAUCCCCAGCCGGAGCUGUCGCCUAACGUCGUGGAUUAUAUGUCCUUAAAAACAUCACUGGCCCCAGCACCAAUACCGCAUCAACAAGGAUCGCCAUAUUUCGCGCAUUCGACGGUUCGACUUCAUCAGCCACAACCCACUGACCCCUCCCAGAUCUAUGAUAGAAGACUGGCCACAUCUUGGCUCCUGGCAAAUCAAGUACAAGCACAAGGAUUGUUAAAACCGUAUCCAAUUUCUCCCUGGCAGAGAAUCAUGAUGCCGUAUCACACAGAUUCCAAAAACUUUACUCCUUACGCUCUCAGUCUUCAUAAUGAUCUUCUCAACAGAAUUAACCCUGAUGAAGUCAAAUCAGAAGGUUCAGAACAUAUUUCUGUUGAAGCUAGUGAUGAUAGCACUGACAGGCCAGAUGACGAACAAGAUCACAAAACUUCGAAAGAAAAAGAAAAAAAGAAAAACCCUUAUUCAAUCGAAGAACUUCUAAAAAAACCCGACAAAAUCGUCAAUCCUUAUCCAGUUGCAUUCCAGAAUAUACUUCGUCAGCCAAGUGGUAGUAUGGUAGAGUAUCACAGUGAAGAAAAAAAUUCGAGUAAUAGAAGUUCGCCAGUGAGUUAUUGCUCAGUGCAAAGUGGCGUCUCUAAUGAUUGUUUUAAUGAAACUGUCAGUUCGGAAAUAAAGGCGGGAAAUUAA